Molecule: messenger RNA, 387 nt
Organism: Oppiella nova
Lineage: Eukaryota; Metazoa; Arthropoda; Arachnida; Sarcoptiformes; Oppiidae
Source: the annotation of a GenBank genome assembly
AUGGAGAUAUUUAUCGCACAAUUCAUAGAGAAUACGCUAUUAAUUGCCACACAAUUGCUGUUAACUAUGUUUAUGGCGUUUGUUGUCUUCAAUAAUGAACAAAACGGCAGUUAUAUUGAAGUCUAUUUACUUCUAUUUGUGACCGGAUUACAGGGAAUGGCGUUAGGGUUGCUCACCGGCUGGAGUAGCGUUUGUAAUGCUACCCCUAUGGAUAACAUCAGGCAUAUUAUGGCCUAUAGAGGCAAUGCACCCGUAUAUUCAGAAUAUUGUCUUAUUUGGACCAUUAACCAGGACAGUGGAGGCACUGCGCUUCAUAAUGCUACGAUCUUGGAGCUACUCUAAGACUCAGGUGUUAUAUGGCUAUAUUACCUCAUUGGUUUAUGCGGC